Messenger RNA from Aspergillus nidulans FGSC A4, 987 nucleotides. RefSeq names its product DUF3431 domain-containing protein. The record is from RefSeq and is a predicted model, not a curated record. Bases 1 to 987 code for a protein of 328 amino acids. NCBI's taxonomy places the organism in Eukaryota, Fungi, Ascomycota, Eurotiomycetes, Eurotiales, Aspergillaceae. The transcript has 4 exons.
AUGAAGAGCGGUUAUCGCAUUGCGCUCUGCUUCUUGCUGCUGCUCCUCUUACCUUUAUACUUCCUAGAAGCCCAUCUUGCGGAUCUCUGCAACCAAUACCACGCAGGUGCCUACCUGGUCGACUGGCUCAGCAACACUAACUCUCAGACCCAAUGGACCGCCUACAAAGGAGAUAUCAAAGACAAGGUCAUUGUCAUGGCCAGACUCGAAGAAGAAUCAGUGGAUUGGGUCCAUGAGGAACUCCCAGACUGGCAACGAGCAAUAUACACAGUUAAUCCUUCAAAGACUACUCAAGCCGAUGACAAGCGUUUCAAGACACCAGUCAACAAAGGCCACGAGUCUAUGGCCUACCUUACCUACCUAAUAGACUACUACGACCACCUCCCGUCCACAAUCGCCUUCAUUCAUUCCCACCGCUCUGGCUUCCUGACAGCCUGGCACGUUGAUGCACCAUUACACGACAACGUCGCCGCUCUUCGGUCUUUACGGCUCGACUUUGUCCAGCGCAACGGCUACGUCAACCUCCGCUGCAAUCUCAACCCAGGCUGCGGCGAAACACAUGGGAAACACCGUAAUCCACACGUCACGGAAGCUGUCUGGAUAGAGAUCUUUGAGGGAACUAGCACUCCACCUGUAAAUUCAAGCGAAGCGAUCGGCCGCCCCAGCACACCCAGCGGAUGGGGAAGCAAUUCUAUACAUGUGCAAACGGAAUCGAGAUCCCUUCCAAUACCAACCCAGGUCGCCGCAGCAUGUUGCGCGCAGUUCGCCGUCUCACGGGAUCAAGUCCUUCAGCGUCCUCGCGAAGACUAUAUCAAGAUUCGACAUCGGUAUACUGCCCAGAUCAAGAGCUCUGUUACUGUCAGGUAUACGGGCAAUGCUAGUUUGGUUCAUUCUACAACCGUGUGGUUUCGGCAUCUUCCCCAGGAGCUGGUCUCGUCUAUUGCGUACAAUACCGCCGCACCUUACCCUAUGCUAUUGGACGUAUAA